This is a messenger RNA of Capronia epimyces CBS 606.96, 1623 nucleotides long. RefSeq lists its product as uncharacterized. Gene Ontology annotation, molecular function: N-acetyltransferase activity. The transcript is spliced from 2 exons. NCBI's taxonomy places the organism in Eukaryota, Fungi, Ascomycota, Eurotiomycetes, Chaetothyriales, Herpotrichiellaceae. Bases 1 to 1623 code for a protein of 540 amino acids. The record is from RefSeq and is a predicted model, not a curated record.
AUGGUGAUGGAUGCGUUUGAAAGAUUGCGCCCAGUCGGCAGACUGGAGCGUUACUCGACAGCUCGCCAUGACUUGCGAUUCUAUCUGAAUGCGGCCGUGACCGCCUCAUACACCCUUCCGGACAGGUGCUCUCCACCGCUGCCGCUGAAGCACUACAUCUACGAAGCCUGCAGGACUGUGGUGGGACUACAUCCCAUCUUGUCAGCCAUCCCUGUCGACGAACACACCCCUCACCCGCAGUUCGUGCGUCUGCCAGAGAUCAAUCUUGACCGAUGUGUAUCCUUUCACGAACGGCGGCCCGUCGUGCUUGAACCGGAUCCGUCCGUCGAUGCUACUGCUGCUUCCACUUCCCUGGGCUGGGAUGCCCGUGGGGACACAGGCACAGGCACAGGCACAGACACAGACACAGACACAGAUCUGGACGAGCUUCUGACCACCCAGCACAACAUGGCCUUCGCACCCCCGCAUCCCUUCUGGCGCCUCUGCGUGUUGACGGAUGCCGCACGACCGCACUGUUUCACCGCGGCUUUUGUGUUCCACCAUGCCAUUGGCGACGGGACGUCCGGCAUGGCCUUUCACAGGGCCUUCCACCAGGCAUUAUCACAAGCUGUGUCUGUAUCUCCCGUCUCCGACCAGACUGGGACUGGGACGGGGACGGGGACGGGGCCGGCGACCGCCACAGCGAUCAUUCCGUCACCUUCAACCGCUCUGCUCCCCAGCGUGGAGGCGCUCCAUGCGAUGCCUAUCUCGAUCAUACAUCUGGUCACCAUCCUAUUCAAGGAGAAAGUGUGGUCUCGCCGCGACCCAGGCCUGUGGACAGGCUCCAAGAUUAGUGUCCCGCUUGACAACCGAGUCCGCCACAUCGCGUUUGCUCCGUCGACCACCCGCGGCUUCAUAGAUGCCUGUCGCACACAUGGGACGACCGUCACUGCUGCACUGCAGACCCUCGUGGCCGGGGUCCUAUUUUCUCACCUUCCCGCCCACACCUUUACCGCGCUGAAAUGUGCCGGAGCCAUUUCGAUGCGUCGCUGGCUCCCAGGGAUCAUCGACGACAAUUCCAUGGGUGUCUUCGUCCAGGAUCUCUCCGAGGACUACUCCCGUGCGGACUUUCAAACCGGCCGUUUGCCCUGGGCCGAAGCGAAAAGGUCCCGAGAUACGAUUACGCACGUGUUGAGCUUGGAGGGGAGAAACGCCGGGCCGAAUCUCCUACGCUAUGUCAAUGACUAUCAGCAAGAGCUGUUUCUGUCCAAGGUCGGAAAGGAACGACAGUCGAGCUUCGAAGUGUCCAAUCUGGGAGCUUUUCGGCGGACGACGCAGAGCAAGACUCUUGAGAGCUCCAGGUCUCAGUCUGGGUCUGGGUCCGGCACCGAUGUCGAGAUCGGCCGAAUGGUCUUCACGCAGAGCGCCAAUGUCGCCGGGAGCGCAUUCGAGGUCUCGGUCGUGUCGGGCGAGGACGGGUGUUUGGCUCUGGGCUUCUCCUGGCAGAAAGGGGUGGUCGAGGCCGGGUUGAUGGACGAGGUGAUCAACGGUGUCCAAGAGGAGGUGAUUGAUGUGGCGGUCAACGGUGUCGAAGAGGAGGUGAUACGUGUGGGGGGGUCGACAGGUCCAGAUCCUGAGCCGUAG